This is a messenger RNA of Monosiga brevicollis MX1, 1629 nucleotides long. RefSeq lists its product as uncharacterized. The coding region runs from base 1 to 1629 and encodes 542 amino acids. The record is from RefSeq and is a predicted model, not a curated record. Gene Ontology annotation, molecular function: NAD binding; glycerol-3-phosphate dehydrogenase [NAD(P)+] activity. Lineage: Eukaryota; Choanoflagellata; Craspedida; Salpingoecidae. The transcript is spliced from 6 exons. Gene Ontology annotation, cellular component: cytosol. Gene Ontology annotation, biological process: glycerol-3-phosphate catabolic process; carbohydrate metabolic process.
AUGGAGCAGCAGGCAUAUCCCGAUCGCGCGCUGGCCCCCGAGGUCAUUGCCGAGCGCCUUCAGGAGAUAGAGCAAGCCAUUGGCUACAAAUGGGAGGGCCGGCCCCUUCGUAUUGUUGGCAUAGGUGCCGGUGCCUGGGGUGCCGUUGUCGUGGCCAUGCUACAGCAAAUGUACGGCAGUCAGUCCGACAAGGUGGACAUUCGCAUUUGGCGGCGCGGCGGACGCAUUGUUCCCAAGGAAACCAUCGCCAGCCUCUUGACCGUCAUCAACCAGCACGAAGACGUUCUACGCCGCCUGCGCAACAACAGCGUGUACCUGAAAUACAUUUCCGGUCGCCUCGGUGACCGCGAGCUCACAGCGGAUGAGAUCCUACAGGACGGUCUGUGUCUCAACCUGCCCAAAAGUCCGCUCUGCCCUCUUCGUGUCAUCACCAAUCUGGAAGAGGCCGUCUACGAUGCCGACAUUGUCAUCAACGGCCUCCCCUCCACCGAAACUCGCUCCGUCUUUCAAAAGAUUGGCGACAUCUGGUCCGCCUCCCGCGACCCUAGCCGCCCGCCCGUCAUCAUCUCCCUGUCCAAAGGCGUGGAAACGCGCAUGGAGCCCCACCCUCACGUCGUCACCCCCACCCGCAUCAUUCACGAAGUCACCGGUGUUGGGCUUGAUCGCCUCAUGUAUCUAGGUGGGCCAAACAUUGCGGCCGAGGUCUGGCGAGGCGAGUUUGCCAAUGCACGGUUAUGUGGAGCCAACAAGCCGCUUCGCAAGGCCAUGGCUGAGUUUCUGCGCAACUCCAACUUUGUCUGCUGGAACAAUGCGGAUGUCAUUACCCACGAAGUCCUGGGCGGCCUCAAAAACGUCUACUCGCUCGGCAUGGGUAUCAUCACUGCCGCCACCAACGACUCGGCCACCUCCAAAGCCGUCUACUUUAGCAAUGCCGCGGCUGAGAUGGUCUUUAUCACCCGCCUCCUCUCUGAGCGCCCUGAAGAUCUGCAUGGGCCCCUACUCGCUGAUACCUACGUCACCUUCCUCAAAGGCCGCAACGCUUGGUACGGCGAACAGUUGGGACGGGGCCGGCUGCACCCGCGCGACGGAGACGUUGUGCCCGGCAAAGGUCUGAUUCAGGGCGUGUCUGCCACGCACGCCUUCUUUGAACUUCUCUCUGAUGACCGGGUCAAGAUUUACGAUCACGUCACCCACAACGAGGUGUCGCCCAUCACGGCUCUACCAACCAUGCGCAUGAUCCGCAAGAUGCUGCUGACAGAAGAGCAGGAUAUGAAGGAUACGUCCAACACGGAUCCAGCCAAGCGCUUGCGCACGACCGAGCUCUACUGCCCCUUUUUGACUCGCUUGCCGGGCGAGCUGGUGGACAAUGACGAAGACGAUGAUGAGAACAACUUUUCCCUGGUGACACCUCGUCCCGCCGAGGGCGCCGCGCAAACUUUCAACCUCGACGCCGUACCUGGACCCCCCACGCCCCACGCCAAGGUCGUGCCACCGGUGGCUCCUGCCGAAGCUCCCCCGGCCGCAAACACUAGCCUCAACUCUUCCCGCCGCUCAAGCUCGAGCGCAGCCCUAUCAUCGCGCUCACCCGGCGUCCGCAAAGGCAAUUUUGACAGCGGAACGACAGUGUAG